Molecule: messenger RNA, 1395 nt
Organism: Funneliformis geosporum
Lineage: Eukaryota; Fungi; Glomeromycota; Glomeromycetes; Glomerales; Glomeraceae
Source: the annotation of a GenBank genome assembly
AUGAGCAAAUUGUUGACGACCCCUCAUUCCAAGGAACCAGCAAUUAUAUUAAUUGGCGCGGGCAAAAGCACGUUGGCAAAUUUGAUUUUUGGAGGAGUAAGAAAGUUUGAAACAUCGGAUAGUUCGGAUUCUUGUACUCAGAUUUGUCAAAGUUCUCUAAUCCAGCUGGAUGAUAAAGAGUAUAAUUUUGUCGAUACUCCUGGUAUUUUUGAUACUCAGAAACCUGACGAUGACAUCAUGAAAGAAAUUUCUCAAUCUAUUGUCCAGUGCAGUAAUGGUAUCGUAGCGAUUUUAUACGUCAUUGUUUUAUGCAAAGCGUGGGGUAGAUAUACAUUAGAACAACAACUUACAACCGACAAAGUCAUUGAAUUCCUUGGUGAAGGAUCUUGCCGUCAUCUAAUUGUUGUUUUUACCAAGUGUAAAAAAGAACAAACUCAAGACCGAUAUAAAAUGGAAAAUGAUUACAGUGCCAAUAAAUACCUUAAAACGUUUUUGGAUAAAGUCGGCAACCGUUGGGUCAUCUCACCAAAUUUGGAUGUCUUUGACGAAGAUACUCAAAUUGUAAAAGAUCAAAUGGAUAACUUAAAGAAUUAUAUUAAACUAAUGCCAAGACCUUAUACCACAGAUAUGUUUGAAAAGGUUAGAAUCGCACGUGAGAAAAGACUAAAAGAGAUUGCACUAGAGAUAGAACGAAGCGAGGAAAAUCAACAAAGGAUAAUCGACGAAGAAAGAAAUGCUGGUACAAAUGCAGCCAAGGAUGCAGUUGAAGAGUCGGGUGGAGGAUGUUUUUCUCUGCGCUCCAAGGUUAUUCUUGUAGAUAGCAAACGAAUCGAGAUGACGCAAUUGAGCAUCGGUGAUACAGUUUGUUGUGGUGAAGAAAAUGGUAAAUUGAUUUUUAGCGAGGUAUAUGCAAUUGUUCAUGCCGAUGAUAAGACCAUAACUCAAUAUCAACGGAUCAAUUAUUUAAAGGCAGAUGGUACAGAAGGCAUUCUGCGUCUCACACCAAAACAUCACCUAUUCAAUUCCCAAGGAAAAACAAUUUUCGCUGAAGACGUCCAGGCUUCUGUAACCGAACUUUUACUUUUCGACGGCAAGAAACUUACUCCUGUGAUUCCACAUCGCAUUACAAAGGAAUGGGGACUUGGCUACAUUGCUCCGUUUACACAAAAUGGCAAGAUUGUUGUCGAUAAUAUACUUUGCUCUUGUUACGCUGUUGCUCCACCUUAUCAAGACAUUAUCAAUUUCGCAAUGAUUCCUUUUCGACUCUGCUCGUGGAUUAUGCCUAUUGCUGACUGUAAAAAAGAAAUUCAUCCCUAUCUUUAUUAUUUGAAACGCGGACAAUGGAUUCUUGAAAAAAUUGAUUAUUUUAACAUGAUUAUUAAAGGAAAAUCUUGA